Messenger RNA from Saprolegnia diclina VS20, 1459 nucleotides. RefSeq lists its product as hypothetical. The coding region runs from base 18 to 1247 and encodes 409 amino acids. Lineage: Eukaryota; Oomycota; Saprolegniomycetes; Saprolegniales; Saprolegniaceae. The record is from RefSeq and is a predicted model, not a curated record. The transcript has 3 exons.
UGCACUUUCUCACGAGGAUGGAUGCGCUGACGGGCGCGCUCCUGUCGAUCGACCCGAUGGCUGGGCAUGCAGCUAUGAAGACACUGCAGACGACGUGCGCCUUUGAGAGCCGCAAGGAGUGCGUGGCAUGGACCGGGUCGCUCUUGAGCUUUGCUGGAUGCGGCUAUCAGUUCCAGCUACUGCGACGACUCCUGGCAGCAACAUGCGACGACGACAGCGAAGCUUCGUGCUCUGAUAGCGGCGAUGAUGGCGACGACGAGGCUGCCGAUCCACGCGGCCGGUGGCUGCGCGCUGCCAUCGUUGCUUCCGCCGACCAGCUCGAGGCACUUUGCUCAACUGCAUCGACGUGUGCAAUUGCAACGCCCGGUGUGCUGUUCGAGUACCUGGCUUUUCUGCGCGCGGCGAUCCCUCUUUUGGGUGCGUCGAUGUUCGAGAUGGCAGCGUCCUUCAUUACGCUGCUAUCGCUGCCGCAGCUACCGCAGUACCUCUAUGUCGAGUGCAUUGGCUUCCUUGACGACGUGGCCGUUACCGUCGAUGACGACGACCACGACGCCAGCGCGGCGGCCUUUCUUGAGCGCUCGGUAACGUUUCUAGCCUCGGCGUUUCCAACGCUGGUCGAGCGUAUUCUCAAUAGCACGCCCGUCGUCGGCGUCACCUUUUUUGUCGGUGAUGCGACGACGCCGGCGCUCCAGCGGCUGCUGCUUUUUGGGUUGCGCGUUCUGCAUCGAGGACUGCGCAUGCCACCGUCUAUUACUCUGCAGUCCGCGCUGCAUACAUUGGCAAAGAGCGCAACGCGUCCAGAGAGGUUGCGGUAUCUGCCUGCACUACGCGCCAAGCUCGUCGAGAUCGUCGCGGACGAAGACGACGUCCUCAUCAGUGCGGCACGCUUGGCGCUUGAUCUGUGCGAGGCGCAUGGCUCGUCGCCCAUUGCCGAGGCGUUCCACCCCGUCCUUGUGUUUGACUUGGUCUGCGCAACGAUUCACGACGACCAUUCGGUGCUUGUCGACUGGCUCACGUCCAACGAAACCGAUGCGCUCGCCUAUUUUGUCGCGUUUUUGCGCUUUAUUGACGCGUCACCGCCCACCGCGUGGCCGACUACCGUGCGCGUCACCACCAUCUCAGUAGUCUUGAACGCGACGUAUACGGACCUUGACAAGUACCAACGACACAAUAUCAUCCCGUUCAACGUCGCCCCGCUGCUUCGGCGACUGCGACGCGUUCUCACACUACUCCAGUCGACGGAAUGACAUCUUGGGCGACUCUCGUGCACGCUUGGAUUUCCGAUUUCGUUUCGAGCCUGCGAUGCUCCGACACGCGCUCCGUAUAGCCAAAUUAUUACCAUGUAGCCAGGUUCGCAACAUUAAGAGAUACUUUGAGAAUGAAAAGUCGCGGCAAUCGGUCGGUCAAUAGACAAAGUCAAUUUUAGCGCUUUCGUAACCCAUCGUCUACUAAAUUUGCU